Messenger RNA from Ananas comosus (pineapple), 806 nucleotides. RefSeq lists its product as uncharacterized. The transcript has 2 exons. Gene Ontology annotation, molecular function: polysaccharide binding. The record is from RefSeq and is a predicted model, not a curated record. Lineage: Eukaryota; Viridiplantae; Streptophyta; Magnoliopsida; Poales; Bromeliaceae. Bases 63 to 806 code for a protein of 247 amino acids.
AUGAAUAUGUUUUUAUCUACAUGAUUCAAUUACGAAGAAACUAAGCCAAGCAGCUAGGUACCAUGGUGAUCAAGAAGGCUUCAGCACAUCCUCUUUUCAUGAGCACCACACCACUAUCUGCCUCCCGAGCUAUACUGAUCACAUGCCUUCUCCUAUUCGAUAUUAGCAGAUUAGCUUCUGCACGAAAGAAGCACCCGAGAUGUCCGUCUUUCUCUUGUGGACCUCUGCACGACAUUGGUUAUCCAUUCCGCUCGAAGGGCGACCCCCCCAAAUGCGGGGAUCGUCGAUUUCAGCUUGCCUGUGAGGCUGGUAACAAGACUAUCUGGGAUAUCCACCAACCUGGGACAUACUACGUUACCGAGAUCUCGAAGAGUCUUCCCUUGCAGUCUCUUUCCCGCACCAGCAUCGAGAGCAUGGGAUUAUAUGCAAGCGAUUUUACGUGGGCUACCUUUGUGAGCUGUACGAGGAUGAUAGUAAACAGCACAUAUAACCCUGUUCCUUGUUUGAGCAAGACCGAUGCAUUUGCGUAUGUUAUACUUUCAUCUCAAGCGCUUCAGCUGGAGGAUACGGAGCGUUUCUGUAGCUUCUUAGCGAUGACUCCGGUUAUGUUCGAUCCAGAACGAAUGCAGCUGAUGAAUGGAAACAUGAUCUCGCUGGAGCAUCCCACAACAGAAUACGUCUUCCAGCUCCUGAAGCGUGGAUUUCCUGUUCCGAUUUACUCAGCAGGUCUUCCUGCUCUGUUUUACGCAGCAGGUCUUCAGGAUUUUUCCGGCUUUUAUGGUUGUCCAAAAGAAGCUGUAUGGUAA